AUGGCUGCGAGAAUUAUCAGAAAAAUCGUCCCAGCAGGGCGAGCUGGUGUAGCUCAGUACAGCACGGGGGUACGCAGGGUAACCCUUAUCCCUGGUCAUGGUAUUGGACCAGAGAUCACCGUAGCCGUUCAGAAAAUAUUCGAAGCUGCCAAAGUACCCAUUGAAUGGGAUGAGGUGGAUGUCACAGCUGUUAGAGGGCCAGAUGGAAAAUUUGGAAUCCCUCAACGUGCCAUUGACUCAGUUAAUGAGAACAAGAUUGGUUUAAAAGGCCCUCUCAUGACCCCUGUGGGAAAGGGCUACCGAUCUCUCAAUUUGGCUUUACGUAAGGAGUUUGACUUGUACGCGAAUGUAAGGCCUUGCAAAAGCUUGGAUGGAAUUAAAACAUUAUACGACAAUGUAGACGUUGUGACGAUAAGAGAGAACACAGAAGGUGAGUACUCGGGAAUAGAACACGAGAUCGUCGACGGAGUGGUGCAGUCGAUCAAACUGAUCACUGAGGAGGCCAGCAAGAGAGUGGCAGAGUUCGCCUUCCAGUUCGCGAGGGAGAACAAGAGGAAGAAGGUCACUGCUGUACACAAAGCUAAUAUUAUGCGCAUGUCGGACGGUCUGUUCCUGCGCUGCUGCCGCGACCUCGCCACCAAGUACCCAGACAUCAGGUUCGAGGAGCGCUACCUUGACACCGUGUGCCUCAACAUGGUGCAGGACCCGUCCAAGUUUGAUGUCUUGGUGAUGCCCAACUUGUACGGCGACAUCAUGUCGGACAUGUGCUCGGGCCUGGUGGGCGGGCUGGGCCUCACGCCCUCCGGCAACAUCGGCAAGAACGGCGCGCUCUUCGAGUCGGUUCACGGAACAGCCCCCGAUAUCGCAGGCAAGGACAUGGCAAACCCCACUGCCCUCCUACUUUCCGCCAUCAUGAUGCUGCGGCAUUUACAAAUGAACGAGCACGCCGAUAGAGUGCAGAAUGCCUGCUACGAGGUGCUACGCGAGGGCAAGUCGUUGACCGGCGACCUCGGCGGUACCGGCAAAUGCAGCGAAUACACAAAUGCAAUUAUAUCAAAACUA
Molecule: messenger RNA, 1062 nt
Organism: Brenthis ino (lesser marbled fritillary)
Lineage: Eukaryota; Metazoa; Arthropoda; Insecta; Lepidoptera; Nymphalidae
Source: the annotation of a GenBank genome assembly